AUGGUCCAAGAUUUUUGCCAUAAAGGCCUCGGAAAAAUUGCGACUUGUGUCAAAGGCAAUGAUGGUAAGUUUUCAGACGAUGGAGGAAAUAUUGAAAGCAUAUCGAGAAGAAACUCUUCGGGAAAUUAAGAAUUUCAGCCUGUCGGAAGAAAAAAUGUUGGAAGGGAAGCGUCUGCACUCUCGUGAAGACUCCAUGUUACAAAGAUCCUUGGUAAUUGUCUUUUUUUGAGAAAAAUUGAAAGGUUUCGAACAGAAAAUAGUCGAACUGGUAUCUUUGGAAAAGCAAAACCACUUUCAAGAUUUAUGAAUUUCCCAAGGUUUCUAGAGUCUUUAAAAACGUGGAAGCUUCCGGACCUUCGAAAAUAAAUCAUUUAACUUUAGUCCGCUCGUCGCUCAGUGCAUUGGAGCUCCACCAAAGUGUCCGAAGAAUGAGGUUUCACAAGAAAAAUUACAAUAUAAAAGAAUAAUAAUCCCAGGUUCACACGAACUGCCUCAACAAGUGUUCUGAACCAAGAUGCACGCCUCUCAACGCGGUUUCACACUUUUAGUGAAAAAAAGAUCCUUCAAUUGUCAGGCCUGCCCACGAAACUGCCGAAGCGGCUGCACUUGCGCCAAAGGAUUCUUCAGAAACAACGCUGGCGCUUGUGUCAAAAAGUCUCAAUGUGGCACAACUGGAGGUAAUUUAAUCAAAGCAAGUAUGCUCUGAAGAGAAGAGUCUCUGAUUGGUUGGUAACGCCUACUUUGAAAAGUUUGGGGGUUUUUUUUUUGGCGAACUAACCAGAUACGUUUUUUGGCAGAGCGAAUAAUAAAAAAACACCAAAAUUUAAAUGAACAAGAUUAAAAUUUAAAAAAAUUUAAUUUAGGCAUCAAGUGCAAAAAUAUCCAGUGCAAGGCUGGAUGGGAAUGCAAAGACACUCCCAAAGGACCAAUUUGCAUUAAAGGUAAUAAUAAUCAUAAAAAAAACAGAAAAAAAUUUGGUCAGUUGCAAAGCACCUAGGCUUUCCAAUAAACUUUGAAUAUUCGAAGUCUUUCAAAACAAACUGAUCUUUCCUGAUAGUAGAUUGAAAAACAUUCAAAUUCCAUGUUUAGGAGACCCAUGCAGCCAAGAUCCAUGCGGACCUGGAUACAAAUGCACUGUCGUCAAGGGUAAAGCUUGCUGCACUCAAGGUUCUUGACUAAUUUGAUAUAUACGUAUCCCGAUUUUUCAGUGGAUCCAUGUGACCCAAGCCCUUGCAAAGCUGGUGAGACCUGCAAAGCGACGACAAACGGAACAUUUACGUGUAAUCCAGGUAAGUAAUGUUAAAGAAUAAUUUUCUCAAAAAUAUAAGGUUUCAAAAGUCCCUAGAGCUCUCGAAAUUUCAGUUGACCCUUGCAAUCCAAACCCUUGUCAAGCCGGUGAGACCUGCCAAGUGACGGCUGAUGGACAUAACUGCACUACAGGUUGGAAACGAAAGAAAAUUUAAAAAAAAUCAAGAACUUAAGAUCGAGGUUGUUACUUGAAAACAUUACUAGAGAGACUCACUGAUUUUAGAGGGUAGUUUCUUGAAAAUUUAUAAAAGAAGUCUUUUGGGGUUACCGAAGCUAGACUUAGAAUCAAGAAACGUUCUUUCAUCAAUUUCGAAAGUUUCAAACACGUGGAAGAGGUUUCGACUUGCCUUAAAAAAAAUUCUUGGACCAUCCUUUAUUCCAUGGCACCCUUGAUUCUCAACAUUCUUAAUCAUAAGUUUUUCAGUCAACCCGUGCGAUCCAAAUCCAUGCCAAUCCAAUGAGACCUGUCAAGCGUCGGCUGAUGGACACACCUGCACUCCAGGUAGAAGCGAAAUGAUCGAGAAAUGAUCAAAAAAUUUUAAACAGAUGGAAUUUGAAAUUGAGAUUAGAAGCACUGAUUUCGAGAGGCUUAAAUUAUUCAUAUUAUCACUUCCUUUCAAUAUUUUUUCAGUAAAUCCCUGCGAACCAAAUCCUUGCCAAGCUGGUGAGACCUGUCAAGUGACGGCUGAUGGACAUAACUGCACUACAGGUUGGAAACAUAAAUAUCAGAGAAUGAAAGAACGAAAAAAAGAAAACGUUUCAUAAAGUAAAAGAGAGUGAAAAGAAAAAGAAAAGAAACAUAAAAUCUUCAAACUCUUCCGUAUAUUGAAUGUUCUUCCAAAUGUCCCAGCAUACUCAUCGUUUUCCAGGCAAUCCCUGCGAACCAAAUCCUUGCCAAGCCGGCGAAACAUGUCAAGUGACGGCUGAUGGACACAACUGCACUACAGGUAGAAGCCAAAUGAUCAAAAAAAAAUAAUCAGAAAAAAACAACAAAGAGUCAAAGAGUCAACAAAGUCAAACGCAAGGAGUUUCAAAUUGACAACAAUGUUUUAGAGAGGCUUAUAAUAAUUAUAUUAUCACUAUAGUCUGUGGGCCACGACUUGAAAUUUCACCGAACGACGUUCCGCUGCGUACGGCCGCGAAGCGUCUUUGCCUUUGCGGGUCUAGGUCACCCUUUCAGACUAUUUUUAUCGCUGAUAUAUGGAUCGUUCCACUGCGAGUUUCUAAAUGAAAGAAAAAAUUAAAAGCGCGACCGAGAUUCGCAAAGGCCCCCGGCGGAACAGCGGAAUGACGUUCAGUGAAAUUCCGAGCCGUGGUAAACAGACUAUAUACAUCCAAAUUUUUGCAGUAAAUCCCUGCGAACCAAAUCCUUGCCAAGCCGGCGAAACAUGUCAAGUGACGGCUGAUGGACACAACUGCACUACAGGUAGAAGCCAAAUGAUCAAAAAAAAUAAUCAGAAAAAAACAACAAAGAGUCAAAGAGUCAACAAAGUCAAACGCAAGGAGUUUCAAAUUGACAACAAUGUUUUAGAGAGGCUUAUAAUAAUUAUAUUAUCACUAUAGUCUGUGGGCCACGACUUGAAAUUUCACCGAACGACGUUCCGCUGCGUACGGCCGCGAAGCGUCUUUGCCUUUGCGGGUCUAGGUCACCCUUUCAGACUAUUUUUAUCGCUGAUAGAUGGAUCGUUCCACUGCGAGUUUCUAAAUGAAAGAAAAAAUUAAAAGCGCAACCGAGAUUCGCAAAGGCCCCCGGCGGAACAGCGGAAUGACGUUCAGUGAAAUUCCGAGCCGUGGUAAACAGACUAUAUACAUCCAAAUUUUUGCAGUAAAUCCCUGCGAACCAAAUCCUUGCCAAGCCGGCGAAACAUGUCAAGUGACGGCUGAUGGACACAACUGCACUACAGGUAGAAGCCAAAUGAUCAAGAAAUGAUCAAAAAAAUUUUAAACAGACGGAAUUUGAAUUUGACACUAGAAACAUUGAUUUAGAGAGGCUCAUAAUAAUUAUAUCAUCACUAUGAAUGAAGGAUUCUUUUUUUAGUAAAUCCCUGCGAACCAAACCCUUGUCAAGCCGGUGAAACAUGUCAAGUGACGGCUGAUGGACAUAACUGCACUACAGGUUGGAAACGAAAGAAAAUUUCAAAAAAAUCAAGAACUUAAGAUCGAGGUUGUUACUUGAAAACAUUACUAGAGAGACUCACUGAUUUUAGAGGGUAGUUUCUUGAAAAUUUAUAAAAGAAGUCUUUUGGGGUUACCGAAGCUAGACUUAGAAUCAAGAAACGUUCUUUCAUCAAUUUCGAAAGUUUCAAACACGUGGAAGAGGUUUCGACUUGCCUUAAAAAAAAUUCUUGGACCAUCCUUUAUUCCAUGGCACCCUUGAUUCUCAACAUUCUUAAUCAUAAGUUUUUCAGUCAACCCGUGCGAUCCAAAUCCAUGCCAAUCCAAUGAGACCUGUCAAGCGUCGGCUGAUGGACACACCUGCACUCCAGGUAGAAGCGAAAUGAUCGAGAAAUGAUCAAAAAAUUUUAAACAGAUGGAAUUUGAAUUUGAGAUUAGAAGCACUGAUUUCGAGAGGCUUAUAUUAUUCAUAUUAUCACUUCCUUUCAAUAUUUUUUCAGUAAAUCCCUGCGAACCAAAUCCUUGCCAAGCUGGUGAGACCUGUCAAGUGACGGCUGAUGGACAUAACUGCACUACAGGUUGGAAACAUAAAUAUCAGAGAAUGAAAGAACGAAAAAGAAAACGUUUCAUAAAGUAAAAGAGAGUGAAAAGAAGAAGAAAAGAAACAUAAAAUCUUCAAACUCUUCCGUAUAUUGAAUGUUCUUCCAAAUGUCCCAGCAUACUCAUCGUUUUCCAGGCAAUCCCUGCGAACCAAAUCCUUGCCAGGCCGGUGAGACCUGUCAAGUGACGGCUGAUGGACACAACUGCACUACAGGUAGAAGCAAAAUGAUCAAAGUAAUCAGGGAAAAAAAGAGUGUCCAACGCAAAGAGUUUAAAAUAGACAAUAUUGAUUCAGAGAGGCUUAUAUUAUUUAUAUUAUCACUAUAAAUCAAUAUUUUUGCAGUUAACCCAUGCGAUCCAAAUCCUUGCCAAGCUGGUGAGACCUGUCAAGUGACGGCUGAUGGACACAACUGCACUACAGGUAGAAGCCAAAUGAUUAAAAAGUAAUCAGGAAAAAAAGAGUGUCCAACGCAAGGAGUUUAAAAUAGACAAUAUUGAUUCAGAGAGGCUUAUAUUAUUUAUAUUAUCACUAUAAAUCAAUAUUUUUGCAGUUAACCCAUGCGAUCCAAAUCCUUGCCAAGCCGGUGAGACCUGUCAAGUGACGACUGAUGGACACAACUGCACUACAGGUAACAAAAUAAAAUGAAAACUAAAGCCGUUUAUAUUUUUUUUAAACUGGUUAAUGAUGAAAUGUAGACAAAGAUCGGCCGAUUAUCAUCCGAACUGUGAUCUUUUCGGUUCAGAUGUCAGAAUAGAAAAAGGCUUCAGUUCCGAUGAUCAAAAAUGACUUGAAAGCGGAUCAGUUUGUAUGAUAAUCUGCUAUCAAGAUUGUAUUCCAGGAAAACUAUUCAAGAAUAUUGUAUUCAAGGGCAGAUUUUCAUUGCUUAUCAGUAUCGACAACUUUUUCAGUUGACCCUUGCAAUCCGAACCCUUGCCAAGCUGGAGAAACUUGUCAAGCGACGGCUGAUGGACACAACUGCACUAAAGGUAAAUUGAUUAAGGCCAACAAUAAUUUGGUUUUUGAUUUUUGAUCGGUUUCUAGUGUGCGUAUCCUAGCUCUAUUGCAUUCAAACUCUAGCCGCUUUGUAACUUUAAGGGAUUAAAAUUUGUGGUAAAGUUGAAGUAUACGCUGUAGAGUAACAACAAUGAUUGAACUUUCAUGAAAACCUCUUAGUGCUCACAUCAUUUGAUCAAUCAUUAUUUUCAGUUGACCCAUGCGAUCCAAAUCCUUGCCAAGCUGGUGAGACUUGCCAAGCGUCGGCUGAUGGACACACCUGCACUCCAGGUAUGGUCUGUGUGCCAUGACUUGAAAUUUCACGAAACAACAUUCCGCUGUUCCACUGCGUGCGUUCGCAAAGCAUCUUUCGAAUAUAGGCUUUCCAUUGAUUGUUAUUGCUCUAGGAGCACAUUAAAGUAGAGCACCUUAAUGAAAGAAAAAAAAAUUAAAAGCGCGACCAAGAUUCGCAAAGGCACAGCGGAAUGUCGUUCGGUGAAAUUCAAAGUCGUGGUACACAGGCUAUGGAAGCAAAUUUAUAAAUAACCGAUCAGGAAAAAAAAACGAAGAAUGUCAAACGCAAGGAAUUUGAAUCUGAGACUCAUUUUUUAGGACUCAUUUUUUUCUGCGCCUUACCGGAACCCUAAUUCUAUGUAUUCCCCAUGAUCAUUUCAAACAAAUAACGCGUAGAUUUUGAAAUCGCCAACUUUACUUUGAACACGGCAUCAAGUUUUUUUUUUCCAGUAAAUCCCUGCGAACCGAAUCCUUGCGAAGCUGGAGAAACUUGCGAAGCGUCGGCUGAUGGACACACCUGUACUCCAGGUAGAAGCACAAUGAAAAAGAAAAGACCAAAAAAAAAAAUUAAAGAAGGAAUUUGAACUAAAAAAUAGAAAAUCAUUGUUUUCGAGCUUAUAAUAUUUAUAUUACUACUAUACUAUGAACCAAGGUUUUUUUUUCAGUACUAUGAACCAAGGUUUUUUUUUCAGUAAAUCCCUGCGAACCAAAUCCUUGCCAAGCCAAUGAAACUUGCAAAGCGUUCCCUGACGGAUCACACAGCUGUGUUGCAGGUAAGAACAAAAAAAGAAAAGCUUGAUUUCAGAGAAUUAUGUUGAAAAAAGGCUAUAGACCUCGGUGGUAAAAGACCGGGUAUUUCCCAAAAGUACUGUAUGUAAAAGUCCGCAUUCUGAGUUGUUCAUUAAGCGUUUUUGCACUUUGGUUGCAGGGCGUUUUUCAAGAUUAAAGAUCUCAGCCGCUCGGAAAAAGCAACAAAAGUGGAAAAUGUAAAACUCAGAAUGCGAACUUUCUCAUAUAGUACUCUUCUUGAAGGAAAUGUUACUUUUGUCGUAGCACCAAUGAUUCUCAUGACAACUUCCCAGAAUAGUUAAAUCGGAAUAGUAAUGCUUCGUUCCAUCAUAUACAAGUGAGGGGAAGGAAAAAGUUUGCUGGGAUAGUCCGUUCGCCGCUACGCGACGGUUGUUGAGUGUCUGCGUUUCUCUGCACCUUCAUCGGCGAUUUCAGAGAAAAUGGAAACAGCACGGCAAAAUGAGAGCGUUUCCAAAAGACGAGAAAGGCUCAGAGAAGUUUGUGAGACAAAAACAAACUAUAAACCCGGGAAACCCUCUGAUUUUGACGAAUCAAUUUUGAAAUAUUUAAUUUUCUUAAGUGGACGCUUGCACCGACUACUACUGUGAAAAAAGUCUACUUUACGCUUGCAAAGUCAUCGAUGGUACACCACAAUGCUUAGCGAGUUAGUCUUGUGACCAUUGGAAAAGAAAAUAAUGAUGAACAUUAAGUCAAUCCUUGUUUCCCGAACCGAUGCCCGGAGAAAACCUACUGUCAUGCGAGAGAAUCUGGAGGAGCACAAUGUCUACCAGGUUUGAUUCACAUUUCUUUUUAAUGCAAGAAGUUGGAACUUCAGUCUAGAGUAAACUUCUCUAGAAAGUAUGUAACUAUGAUCUACAAAAAAUUAGGAAGAUUUCUCGUAAACAUGCUGUUUCUAUUCAAAAAGCUUGUCAUAAUUUUGAAGGACAUACAGUCAAAAAUGAAUUCUUAAAUAUGGAAUCAUAUUUUAGAACUUCUCGUUUUGUACGAUAAAAAAAUUGAAAAAAAUUAUAAAAAGUUAAUGCCGUCGGAGUUGACAAGAUCAAGUUUUAUUUAUCUUUGUUUAAAUCUUUCUUCAUUUUCUCUCGAGCUCAGAAAAUAAUUCAAAAUUUUUCGAUAGAAAAAAAAUCGGCACACUGUUGACCAGUGCACACCUUGAAGGUCUCAACAUUCGAAAUAAGCACUUUUUAAAUACAAAAUCAACAGUGUAUUGAAAAAAAUAAAUCAUCUGCCCUUUGAUCGGUGAAAUGAAUUCAGUGAACCCUUGCGGAAAUAAAACGUGUCCAACGAAUUCGCAAUGCUACAACUACGACAACGUUGCUUGGUGUACAACAGGUGAAUCUAAUGCCUGCGAAGGUAAAAGCAUGGAAAUCUGGAAUAUUCAGCCUGCGAUUGUGAUCCUGCUGACUCCAAGUUUUGCCCAGCGGGACAACAUUGCCAAUUGAUGGACGAAGGAGCGUACAAGUGUAUUGGAGGUAAAAAAUUCCGCGCAAAAGCCCCGCCUCUUCUUGAAAUCGACGAUUUUUUGCUUGAAAAACGGUUUUAACUAUCACCCUAAACCUGCAUUCAAGCUCUAGCCGCUUCGUAACUAUCCCUCUAGACCUACGUGAUCGACCUCGCUCUAUAAAUCUGAAAAACUUUUAAUUCUAGUUUUUCUCAAAAAUAAACUUUAAAAAACGAAACGAUUAACAAAAACAAUUUAUUUUUAAGGAGAAACUUUAGCUAGUAUAAACGCCUCAAAACCGUUUUCGCGACAAAAAAAUCGUCAAAGUAAUUUCGCGAAAUGCAAAAUAGUCGUCAGAGAAAGAAAAACAUAACUAAACUUUGGAGAGUCAGAGAUCAUUUUGCAUUUUGCGAAACUACUUUGAACACGGCAAAAACAAGAGGAACGACAAGUUAUGACUUUAACAAUGAGAAAGGAUUGUUUUGCGUCUUAUCUUUUGAUCUCUUUCUGACACUUAGGGGUACUACACCCAAACUGCUUUGCAAGAUGACCCCUUGGAUGGCUACAUCAUUUUUACUCCUUCCAGUGGUCAUUUUCGUUCUCCGUCUAGGGGCCAAUAAGUACGCGUCUCCCUGCAAAGAUUUUCGAUUCAUAGCUUUUUGAAGUUGACGUUCAAUAGAUUCUGGCCUAAACCUCAUAGCGCGCAACAGUAAAAGUUUCGAUCGGUGAAACUAAAAAUUUUGACGGUUAAUAAUUAUUUGGAAUCUUGUUACAGACUUUUAAAAACUCAAAGUUUGGCAAGCCAAUAUCAAAGGUCAAUCGAGGUGUGUACAUCGUCAGUCAAUAAAUAGGAUACGCGGUAAGAGUGCUAUCGGAGUGCACUUCGGCAACAUACUUCUAAAGCUUCGUCAGCACUCUCAAAUGCAGAGAGCAUAGGAAUAGUAUCGGAGUGCACACAAAUGGUAUCGAAAGAGCAGAAAGUUAGCCUCUGUAAGCUAUUUAUUGAUUGACCGAAUGCAAAUCUCGACUGAACUUGAAACUGCACUCCGUUAGCUAUUUUUGAGGAUACGUCGAUUGACCAGUGAUGAGAGAGCUAAAAAAAAACUAUUUCGACAAAAUUCCAGAAAAAUUCAAAAUUCAUAUUUAAAGGACUUCCCUCGUCAACCAUAAAUCGAGAAUGAAACAGUAAAGAAUGGGUUUCGUUUAGAAAGUCCUUGCGUCAAGACCCCAUGCGAAGCUGGAUUUGAUUGCUCAGUCGUCGACGGAAAAGCUAGCUGCACAAAAAGUUUAUCAAGUACUGACAAAAAUAUAAAGUUUAACUAUUCAGUCGAUCCAUGCUUCCCGAACCCUUGCUAUAAAGGUUGCGAAACGACUACUAACGGAUCGAUCAGGUGUCUUCAAGGUUUUAGCUAACAUCUCGCCUUGCUUUUAAAACGUAUUCAGAUCGACCUUGCGGAAAUACAACAUGUUCAGGUGGUAGUCACUGCGAAGUUAUCAAUGGCACAUCCAUUUGCGUGGCAGGUAAUUUUGAUGGAAUAAAAAAAAUUACUGGUAGUGUACUUUUUGGACAAAAACAAUGGAGUUUAGGGGUUUUUCGAGUUUUUUUCGAAAAAAAUUCUUUAUCUCAUAAAGUUCAUAACAAUGAACGAAUAGAAUGCUCACCGAGAGUGGACACUUUUUGUGAGCUUCAGUUCGCCCAUAGGAGGAGUUAGCGGUGUUUAAAGAGAAACGUACAAGAGUCCACAAGGUUGCGAUUCUAGGGACCAGUCUAGCGAUUUUAAAUUUUCUUAAUUCAGAUACGUUUUGCUCUUCCAAUGGUUGUGCAGCAGACACGUAUUACUGUGGCAUACGCGAAAAUGGAUAUCCAUAUUGCGCACCUGGUAUGGUGAUUGCUUUUCAAUUUAAAAAAAUUUUUAAGGCUUGAAAAAUAGAAAAACAGCAAAAACUUCAACUCUAUUUUUCCGUGAACAAAAUUCUGCACUCGAAACAAAAAUAAAUUAACACAAUGGCUCCAAGCAAGAAAAAAGUCUGUGAUGCUUUUCCGUAGGGUAAAAAAUGUCAAAUGAUGUCAUCCCCCUGUAAAAGAAGUUGGUAUAUUGUUCGCACGCAAUAUCAAGAGGUUUGUGAUUGAAGAACGGACAGGGAUUUUCAAAAGCCGGCUUGAGAUAUCAAUCAAAUAAUGUUGCACUCACAUGUACUCAAAAAUGAAUUCUUUUUAAAGUGAACCCUUGCGCCGAUCAUAAGUGUGAUAGUGGACCUGAAAAGGAAUGCCACAACUACCAAUUGGACGCAUACUGUACGACAGGUUUGUAGAUGUGUGUUUUUUUUUUCAGAAAAGAUAAAUCGAUAAUUCAGCUUUUGUGUGCGAUCCUAGCAAGGCUGACUCUUGCCCAGAUGACAGAGUUUGUGUAAAGAUCAAUUCAGGAUCUUUCAGGUGUCUUGACGGUGAGAAUGUUCAAAUGAUUCACAAAAACUCGUCCAAAAUAGAAGUUCUUCAAAGCUUUUUCAAAAAAGGGAUGUUGAAAGCCGGAAAAAUUGUGUAAAAAUCAAGAAAUCUUAUGCUUCUUUCAACUUUCCAGCAAGAUUUUUCGAACAGUUAUUAAAUAGCAGAGAACCACCAAGUCUCAGUUUUUCGAGGAAAAUAUUUUUAGUUAAAACUUUCAGUAUUUAUCAUCGAAAAUUACGUCAAAGUUUUUCUUCUGCAAUUCGAAUGUAAUGAGUUUAUCAAAACGACAAGAAGAAAUGAGAAAAAGGAACUUCAGUUUCUUUUUUUUUUCAACUUUAUGUGGAAAGAUUCUUCGAUUCUUCAAAUGAAUUUAAUGUGGUAUACUUUCAGUGGAUCUUUGCGCUGAUAAAAAUUGCGACGUUGGUUUUGAAUGCAAGGUCGUCGGCAAUGUAGCCAAUUGCACACAAAUUCCUGGUAACCUGUUGAUGAGAGGAACUAAAAAAUCUCGAAAAACAUUCAGCUAAUCCUUGCAAUUCGAAUCCGUGCCAAGAUGAUGAGACCUGCCAAUCCGCUAAUGGUACAUUCACCUGCACUAAAGGUUGAAUCAAGUUAGGCACCGCAAAGCCACGCCCCUUCUCGCGAUAGAAAAAAAAUGCUUUUUUUUGGUUUUCAACUUUCAUUUUGUUGUUUAAAAUAAAUUUCACGCUUUUUUGAUGCGUUCUCGUGGAAUGUCGUACAAAAACGUGAAUGGAACUAAAAAAUUUUGUCGUUUUUUGCUUUUUCAUGUGUUUCCAGGUCGUGCGCACUCUUUUUUUAAAUAAUGUUUUUUUGAUUCAAGUAACGAUAUUUAUAAAACAAUAAAAAUAAAAACCUCGUCUUUGCCAAAAAAAUUUUUAGGGAGUGCCGAAAGUCGUAAUUCAAAAAUAUCCUUAAUAAGCGAAGAUAAUCGAGUUUUUUUAUUUUUUUCUAAAUUUAGACCCUGGGCUUACUUAAAUUUUUUUCUCCACAGCAUAUGUGCUUGAAAAAGUUGUUUAAUACGCAAAAAUGCUCUUGAAACUAGAGAAUAAAACUAGCGGCGUUUAUCACACAGAAAGCGGUCGAACGCAGGUUUUUCAAACGAUUAUAAACGUUUAUUAGUAAAAAAAUCUUUCAAUUAAAAAAAUAAAAUAAAAAAAUUCGUCUUUGCCGAAAAUAUACGGGGCCGUUUUUUUAUGCAGCGAUCGUUAAACGAGGCAAAAGGCCCAAAAACAAAUUUUUCGAAGUGAAUUUCCACGGAAAGUUUGAGUAAAGAUUUGCGAACACAUUCUGAUAAAAAUAGCAAAAUUUUCAUUUUGAGGUCGCGAGUUCGAUACCCGCAAGCGUCUAUUUUUUGUUUUCUGGAAAAUACCGACUUUUUCGGCAAACUAGCAAAUUUUAUCAUUUUAGCACUCUAUUAUGAUUUCUUACAUCAUAAUAGACUAGUAUCAAAACUUUUUCUUGAAGAAAAUCGAGAAAAAUGUCAAAAAUAGAUAACAAUAAAAUUUCAGUACUUUUUUCAUCCUCAUCUUUUUUGAAAAACUAAACGGUUCUGAGUUUUUGAAUCGAAACAGCUAUCAAACCAUCUAAUGUCAAUGCUGAUUUUUUUGAAAAAUUUUUUUCUGCGGUCCCUCGAAAGAAGUCAAAAAGUUCGAAAAAGGAGUUCACGAUAUCUUGAAUCUAAAAAAAGUCAUUUCAUCUAAAAAACAAAAGUGGGAAAAAUCCUAAAAUUCAUUUUCUCAUUAAUCUUUCUGAAUGAAGAUAACCCAGCAUUUAUAAAAAAAAUUGAAAAAUGAUUUCAGAGAUGCUGGCUGACGAGUGGAAUGAAGUGGAGCAAGUUAGAAAAUGAACUUUUUCGAAAAAAAUUCGAAAAUUUGUAGUAAAUUGGAAAACAUAUAUUCAAAUAGGAACAGUUUUGUCCCUAAAUGGGCCGCGGAGAUAUUCCUUUUUUUGAUUCUAACAAAUUCCUUUUUGAAACUUUCAAUAAAACCCUUAAACUACGAUUAUUUACUGAGAAAACUUUCAGUGGACCCUUGCGCAUCGCUUGUCUGUUAUGAAGAGGAAACUUGCAGAAUCGUCGACAAUACAGCCUUCUGUUUCCAAAGUCAGUUCAAUACUAAAAUUUGUGUUUCUUGCUUUUUAUUUCAAUUCCACUUUGAACAAAAAUAUCUUUAGAAAUCGUUUUUUUCUAUCAUGAAGAACGUGAUUUUUGGGCUAAUUUUUUUUCUGAACAAGAAAAAGAUCAUUGAAGAAAGUUCCGUAUUAGCAUAGAGCUCGGCGCUUUGAAAGCUAAAAAACGUCAAGUCAUCGACAGAAAAGUUUUAAAAGGAUCCAUUGAGUUGAAAUCGCCCCAUACCAUCUAAAGCUGGUCCAACUGUUGGGAAAUGAGAAUAAGUUCCAGAUUAUCCAGUUUUCACAAAAAAAAACUGAAAUCGAAAAUUCCCUGGUGAAGCCCAUUUCGCGCCAGCUUGCCCCUUUAGUCGUACAAAAAACACCGUAUACCAAAUUGGACCAACUUCACUACAAGAUCAUCGUUUUUUGUUGUCCGAUAUAUGAUGUUCGAAAAGCAUAACCAGUUUUGAAUAUUCAGCCGAUCCGUGUUACCCGAAUCGUUGCGUGAACAACACGUAUUGUCAUCGGAGAGAAAGUGGAGGAGCGCAAUGCAUUCCAGGUUUGAAAUCAAAGAUUUUUUCCUCAAAGAUUACAUUGAAAAUCAAAGUUCUGAACUUUUAUUGUACUCAUUCUGAACAAGGCUAAAGUUAUUUGUGAAAGCAAUCACGAUUAUAUCUUCAUGUGAGUGUUUAGUAAACCCUUGCGGCAGCAGGAGCUGCCCGAGUGGAACCGAAUGCGAGAAUUACAAGGAUGUAGCCUGGUGUACAACAGGUAAAUUUAUUCAGCGCAUCGGAAAACGAUGAAUCUUGAUAAUUCAGUAGAGGCAUGUGAUCCCGCUAAUGCCACCGCUUGCCCGCCCGGUCAACAUUGCGAAUUGGCGGAUCAGGGCCAAUACAAGUGUAUUGGAGGUAAGAUAAACGACAAAGAACAAGGAAAAAAGCCACGCAAGUAAUUCCGCCCUUCUGUUGAAAAUUUCAAAAAAAUAUUUGGCCAGAACACUCCUCGAUGUACCGGGUGAAGAUCCCCCUGCGUACCUUUUUUUUUUCAGAAAAAGAGAGCUCAACGUCUUAGAACAACCUAUUCUGACAGUUUCGAUUAUUUUCCCCGAUUUUAAGAUGUCCUCUCUCAUAAUUCUAGAUGAAAAUUGAGACUUUCAGGAUCUAAUUCUGAUAAAUCAAAGAACAUUUUUCUGGGAAUCCUUAGUCGCAUGGUGAAUUGACCCUACUGUUCAGAACUGCCUAAGCGAAACCGAACGUCUGAAGGAUCCCCACUCUGCAUUGUUUUAUUGAAAAAAAAAAGAAAAGAAACAAUGAAAUUUUUUUUACAGAUAAUCCUUGCCUCAUGAACCCAUGCCCAGCUGGUAACGACUGUUCAGUCGUCGACGAAAAAGCCGUCUGCACACCAAGUUCGCCAAAAACUUUUAUGAAAGAGAAUUUAUUCCGAUCUUUUAGUCGACCUAUGCUACCCUAAUCUUUGCUCGUGGGGCUACGAUUGCAUAGUAACGCCAUCCAAAGAAGUCAAAUGUGUCAUAGGUAUGAAUUUGCCGAAUGGACUUUAAAAUUGUUUACUUGUUGGAAAAAAAAUUGAGAGAGAUGCAAAAAAAAAAAACUAUGAAAGAAACUUAGAAAAAAGAUUCUCCAUACAAGCCUAUAGAAAUUUAUGCUUCUGAAUGCUUUUGUUGUGGUUUUUGAUGACUUCUGUAGAUCUCUGAAAGGAACUUUGCUCUGAAACCAUUUGAUUAUCUGCGCUCUCUUCGUCGCUCAUGCUGUCUUAACGUUUUGAUGCCUCUUCGAAGAAGGAAAAGAGAGUGCAGACAGAUAAGACUACUUCAAGUAGCGGCCAAUGAAGUAUACCCUUACUCUGCUCAAAUUGGACAGUUUUUUGUUUUCAAAAACAAACAUAACAAAUCUUGAGACCUGUUCAGGUAAACCUUGUGGCGCAACGCAAUGCGAAUUUCCUACAGUAUGCGGCGAAGUCAACGGUGUCCCUACAUGCGUUGAUAGUAAGUAUCGUUCUCAAUAAAAAGUGAUCAUAGUUGAACUUUCAGAAGACGUAUGCGCGCUCACUGGUUGCAGUGGAGAAACAACAUAUUGUCAUGUGUCUGUAAACGCUACUGCUGUUGGUAGCCCCUUUUAUUGCGCCAAAGGUUCGAAUUUUGAACUGAUUUUUUCUCUUCUUAAGAAACGGAAGCUACAUAUUGGCCUGUUAAUAAGAAUCAGUUUUUUUAGAGUUCAUUUUAUAUAAAAGUUAUGAAAACUGCUAGAUUCAAAACGUAUAUUUUUCCAGCUGGGGAAUGAAAUACGGAUCGCUCAGCCUAACGCUCGUUUCUAACAUGCCAUCCUUAUAAUGGAUCCAAACCUCAUACCAUUUUUUCUUUCUUGUGUACGGGAAAUUCUUCGAAUAAUCAAAAUUGACGAGAUUCCAGAGCCCUUUACUUUAUAAUGAAUAAAGUUGAAAACAAAUUUCUAACAUGGAUAGGGCCGCCAAUAGGUUAGAUCAAGAGUGAAUUAAACUUUGAUGAGAUGUGCAUAUUGACCAAAAACUGGAAAUCUAAUUUUUUACGCUCUUUUAACCUUUUGCCUAGGUUUUUCUUGCAAUCGCAGCGACAAAUACUUUGUUGUGUUAUAGUCUGAGUACCAUGACUUGGUAUUUCACCGAACGACAUUCCGCUGUUCCACCGGGCGCCUUUGCGAAUCUCGGUCGCGCUUUCAAUUUUUUCUUUCAUUCAAAACUCGCAGUGGAACGAUCAAUCUACCAGCAAAAAAAAAUAGUUUGGAAAGUGGAUCUAGAUCCGCAAAGGCAGAGGCGCUUCGCGACCGUACGCAGCGGAACGUCGUUCGGUGAAAUUUCAAGUCGUGGCACGCGGCCUACACAACUCGACAAAAAUAAAAAAAAGUUUAAUUGAAGUUUUGUGAUCCUGAUAGGACAUCUUCUAGAAGACAUCUCACUAAGGUUAUUCGAAUUCUUGCCCUCUGUGUUUCGCCCUUUUCAGUCCGAACACAAAAAAUGAAUUGAACACAAAAAAAACACCAUUCUCUUUAAUUUUUUUUUAAGUGAACGCUUGUGCCGAUAAUCCCUGUACUGAAGGCUCACACUGUUAUCAGUACCUGUGGUCGCGCCUUUGUUUAUCAAGUGAAAGUAACAACAAAAAUUAAAAAGAAUUAAAAAAAAAAAUUUCAUUUUCAGACCCUCCGUGUGAUCCCAAUUCUGCCAAUUCCUGCGCAGAAGGUCUUAGUUGCCGAAAGUUCAAUUCUGGAGUUUAUCGGUGCAUUUCGGGUUUGAAAUUUUGAAUAAUAGAUGCAAAGAGAAAAUGAAAGUUACAGCUGGUUAUCCGACAGAGUAUUUGUAA
This is a messenger RNA of Caenorhabditis auriculariae, 15484 nucleotides long. The record is from the annotation of a GenBank genome assembly. Lineage: Eukaryota; Metazoa; Nematoda; Chromadorea; Rhabditida; Rhabditidae.